This is a messenger RNA of Talaromyces proteolyticus, 1839 nucleotides long. Its product is annotated as putative MFS monocarboxylate transporter. Gene Ontology annotation, molecular function: transmembrane transporter activity; 4-alpha-hydroxytetrahydrobiopterin dehydratase activity. Lineage: Eukaryota; Fungi; Ascomycota; Eurotiomycetes; Eurotiales; Trichocomaceae. Gene Ontology annotation, biological process: transmembrane transport; tetrahydrobiopterin biosynthetic process. The transcript is spliced from 4 exons. The record is from RefSeq and is a predicted model, not a curated record. Gene Ontology annotation, cellular component: fungal-type vacuole membrane. The coding region runs from base 1 to 1839 and encodes 612 amino acids.
AUGUCAACAUCACCGCUCUUCGCCCCCGGCGUCGACCCAGCCCAAAACACCGCCCCUUUGCAAUCCCUGCUGGAGCAGAGCCUCUGGUCGCUGGACGCAGACCGCAUGGGCGUGACCAAAACCUACUACUUCAAGACAUACACCAAAUGUUUGGACUUCGUGCAGGUCGUCGGCAUCCGCAGUAAAUCGAAAAACCACCACUCAACUAUGACCGUCAAAUCAGGCUCAGUUCAUGUCCACUGGACGACGCAUGUCCCGCGCGGCCUCUCCGAGAAGGAUAUCCAAAUGGCCCAGUACUGCGACCAGCAGGCUGGCCAGAUAGGGACUGUAAGUCAAGCCGAGGCCAAUAAAUGCGUGCUAAUUCAAUAUUGGAUGACUCAAAAUGAUCCUCUUAUAUUAUCAUCUUUACAAUUAAUUAUAUUUUUUCACACUAUGGAAGCGGAUCUAGAAAAAGCUCAGGGCAGAGAGGAACAUGGCCAAAAGCAGUCAAAUUCUGGCGAUAUCCAAGAAAUCCAGACUCCCGCCAGUAUGGAUUUUGAAAACACCCUCUCCAAACACCCCACGUCCGGCAGCCAAGCAAAAGCAACUCUUGCAAAGACCAUGUCUCUCGUCCGCACACGAGAAUCUGGACGUGAUCCCGGACCUCCCCUCGACGGCGGAUUCGUGGCCUGGUCCCAAGUCGCCCUCGCCCAUCUGGUGAUUUGCAACACAUGGGGCUACAUCAACGCCUUUGGUGUGUUCCAAACAUACUACACCGAAACCCUCCACCGCACCCCCUCCGACAUCUCGUGGAUCGGCAGCGUCGAGACCUUUCUCGUCUUCUUCGUCGGCACCUUCUCUGGCCGCGCAACAGACGCCGGAUACUUCAAAUUCACCUGGACUGUCGGCGCAAUCCUCGCGGUGGUCAGCAUCUUCCUCACCUCCCUCUGCACUCAAUACUGGCAGAUAUUCCUCUCCCAGGGCAUCCUGCAAGGCAUUGGCUGUGGCCUCAUGUUCUGCCCAACCCUCUCCCUCCUGCCCACCUACUUUGACUCGCACCGCGCCAUCGCCAUGAGCAUUGUCGCCGCCGGCUCAGGUGUCGGCGGCCUGAUAUUCCCCGGCAUCGUGAACUCGCUCCUCCCGAAAAUCGGCUAUGCCUGGACCAUGCGCACCCUAGGCUUCUUCACCUUCGCAACCCUUCUCCCCAGCGCAUUCUUCCUCCGCCAGCGCCUCCCACCGCGCCAAAGCGGACCCAUCCUCGAGCUCGCCGCGUUCCGGGAACUACCCUACGUCUGCUUCUCCGUUGGAAUGUUUCUCGUACUAUGGGGGCUAUACGUGGGCUUCUUCUACGUUAGUAGCUACGCGCGCGACGUCCUCGGCGCAUCGCUAUCCACCUCCACCAAUCUACUAAUGAUCAUGAGCGCCGUGGGCACAGUCGCACGCAUAGUCCCCGGUCUGAUCUCCGACCACUACACAGGACCGCUCAACCUCCUAAUCCCAUUCAGCUUCGCCACCGCCAUAACAGCAUACGGGUGGUCCGGCGUGCGCAACAUCCCCGGCGUAUUCGCGUUUUCUGUCAUCUACGGCAUUGCCUCAGCCGGCGUGCAGGGAAUCUUCCCCGUGGCGUUGAGCUCUCUCACAACAGACCUGAAGAAAAUCGGCGUGCGUAUGGGUAUGGUCCUCACGAUUGUUAGUUUUGCGGCACUCACCGGCAGUCCUAUCGCAGGCGCGUUGGUACAGGCAGAUCAGGGAGGGUAUUUGUAUAUGCAGAUGUUUAUGGGAAGUUCGAUGCUGCUGGGAACGGUUUUGUUGGUUGUGGCGAGGAUUGCGAGGUUUGGGGUUGUGAUGGUGAGGGGAUGA